Zootoca vivipara (common lizard) is the source of this 5002-nucleotide messenger RNA. RefSeq lists its product as uncharacterized. The record is from RefSeq and is a predicted model, not a curated record. Gene Ontology annotation, molecular function: DNA-binding transcription factor activity, RNA polymerase II-specific; RNA polymerase II transcription regulatory region sequence-specific DNA binding. Lineage: Eukaryota; Metazoa; Chordata; Lepidosauria; Squamata; Lacertidae. Gene Ontology annotation, biological process: regulation of transcription by RNA polymerase II. Gene Ontology annotation, cellular component: nucleus.
UGUGAACUUUAUAUGCUACGAACCAGUCCAUGAGAGUUCUGUGUUUAUGCUUAUUCAGGGCUGUUUCUGUAAAAAGGACGUACAGUAACAGACAAAAGGCUGGGCGUGGAGAGAAACCUCUCCUUCCUCUCCAGAGUUGCCUCCACUUCCGGCUCCACCGGCAGAGAUGCAAUCGGGGCUUGCAAAGGAGGAAGGGAAGGAGGCGGGAAGCAGAGGCAGAAGAGGGGGCUGCUUCCUAAUUAAGCCUCCUAAUUAAGCGCCUUCACUCCCUACCUCCAACGUGGGGUCUCCCAUUCCCGCCCCCGCUGCCCAGGAUUUCGGGUGAGGAAGAUGAGGGCCAGAAUUCCAUGGAGCCAUCUGUAACUUCAUUGGGAAGAACAAAGAAACAGUUUAAAUGCAUGGAAUGUGGGAUGUGCUUUAAUCACAGUGGAAGACUGAGGAUACACCAUCAAACACACACAGGGGAUAAACCAUUGGAAUAUAUGGCGUGUGGAAAAAGCAUCGGUCAAAAUGGAGCACUUCAAAUACAUCAACAAACCCACACAGGGGGGAAAUCAUCCAAAUGUACUGAAUGUGGAAAGAGCUUCAGUGAAAGUCAAACACUUAGAAUACAUCAACGAACUCACACAGGGGAGAAACUAUUUGAAUGUAUUGAAUGUGGAAAGAGCUUCAGUCAGUAUGGAAACCUUAGGAGACACCAACAAACUCACACGGGGGAGAAACCAUUUAAAUGUAUUGAAUGUGGAAAGAACUUUAGUCAAAAUGGACACCUUAGAACACAUCAACGAACUCACACAGGGGAGAAACCAUUUAAAUGUAAUGAAUGUGGAAAGAGCUUCACUCAAUAUGGAUAUCUUAAAAUCCAUCGACGAACUCACACGGGGGAGAAACCAUUUAAAUGUAUUGAAUGUGGAAAGAACUUCAGUCGAAAUGGACACCUUAGAAGACAUCAACGAACUCACACGGGGGAGAAACCAUUUGAAUGUAUUGAAUGUGGAAAGAGCUUCAGUCGAUAUGGAAACCUUAGAACACACCACCAAACCCACACAGGGGGCAAACCAUUUAAAUGUAUUGAAUGUGGAAAGUGCUUCAGUCGAUGUGGAAACCUUAGAAUACAUCAACAAACUCACACGGGGGAGAAACCAUUUGAAUGUAUUGAAUGUGGAAAGAGCUUCAGUGAAAAUGGACACCUUAGAAUACAUCAACGAACUCACACGGGGGAGAAAUCAUUUGAAUGUAUUGAAUGUGGAAAGAGCUUCAGUCGAUAUGGAAACCUUAGAACACACCACCAAACCCACACAGGGGACAAACCAUUUAAAUGUAUUGAAUGUGGAAAGUGCUUCAGUCGAUGUGGAAACCUUAGAAUACAUCAACGAACUCACACGGGGGAGAAACCAUUUGAAUGUAUUGAAUGUGGAAAGAGCUUCAGUCGAAAUGGACAACUUAGAAGACAUCAAGGAACUCACACGGGGGAGAAACCAUUUGAAUGUAUUGAAUGUGGAAAGAGCUUCAGUCGAAAUGAAAACCUUAGAACACACCAACAAACCCACACAGGGGACAAACCAUUUAAAUGUAUUGAAUGUGGAAAGUGCUUCAGUCGAUGUGGAAACCUUAGAAUACAUCAACGAACUCACACGGGGGAGAAACCAUUUGAAUGUAUUGAAUGUGGAAAGAGUUUCAGUGGAAGUGGAGCCCUUAGAAGACAUCAAGGAACUCACACGGGGGAGAAACCAUUUACAUGUAUUGAAUGUGGAAAGAGCUUCAGUGGAAGUGGAGCCCUUGGAACACACCAACGAACUCACAUGGGAGAGAAACCAUUUAAAUGUAUUGAAUGUGGAAAGAGCUUCGCUCAAUAUGGAUACCUUAAAAUCCAUCAACGAACUCACACGGGGGAGAAACCAUUUAAAUGUAUUGAAUGUGGAAAGAGCUUCACUCAAUAUGGAAACCUUAGAACACACCAACAAACCCACACGGGGGAGAAACCAUUUGAAUGUAUUGAAUGUGGAAAGAGCUUCAGUGGAAGUGGACAACUUAGAAUACAUCAACAAACUCACACAGGGGAGAAAUCAUUUAAAUGUAUUGAAUGUGGAAAGUGCUUCAGUCGAAAUGGACACCUUAGAAUACAUCAACGAACUCACACGGGGGAGAAACCAUUUGAAUGUAUUGAAUGUGGAAAGAGCUUCAGUCGAAAUGGACAACUUAGAAUACAUCAACAAACUCACACGGGGGAGAAAUCAUUUAAAUGUAUUGAAUGUGGAAAGUGCUUCAGUCGAAAUGGACACCUUAGAAUACAUCAACGAACUCACACGGGGGAGAAACCAUUUAAAUGUAUUGAAUGUGGAAAGAGCUUCAGUGGAAGUGGAGCACUUAGAUCACACCAACGAACUCACACGGGGGAGAAACCAUUUAAAUGUAUUGAAUGUGGAAAGAGCUUCAGUAGAAGUGGAGACCUUAGAAAACAUCAGCGAACUCACACGGGGAAGAAACCAUUUAAAUGUAUUGAAUGUGGAAAGUGCUUCAUUCGGAAUGGACACCUUAGGAAACAUCAGCUUACUCACGCAGGGGGGAAAUCAUAGAUAUUUGGAAAGAGCUUCAGAGGGAGUGAAUAUCUUAAUAUUAAUAAGCAAAUUCACACCGGGGGGGGGGGGAGAGUCAUAUAUAAUGUAUGGAGUUUUCCACUCAGGUUUCCCAGAUUUCCUGGGGAGUGAAGAUGGCUGUCAAGUCUCUGGAUGUUUCGAAAAGAAUUUGGAAGCGUUUGUUUUCAUUCUUGGGGGCCAUGUUUUUUGGCGAUUCCCCUCUAUUUCAAGAGGGUAUCUGAAGACUGUUGAUCAGGAUCGCUUGGAAUCAGGCAUUCUGGACUUUUCCCAUAAUGCUGCGUAUUGCUCAGAAAUGAGAGCUGGAUCUGGAUUUCCUGUGUCUGCAUCAUUCCCACGUUUCUCCAGCUGUAGUCUUCUGCAAUGCUCACACCACUUGUAGGGCUUUCCUUUUGGGUGGAUUCUCUAUGAAGAAGGCCCAGCUUUUUCUCAUGUGCAUGUAAAUCCCAGGGUUCUCUUUUCCGUGUGGUUCCCAUUAGGUCUUGCCAGGCUUAGCUCCUAACCAACGACUUUUCACGCUUAGCGCUGGAGUGCUUCUUCCUUGAGUCAUGGGCUGCAAUGAGAAACAGACUGCAAAUUACUGAAAUCAAAACAAGGGAGAAAGAAAUGAAACCUCUGUCACUAGAUGUCAACUAGCGGCAUCUAUUGUUCAAGGUGCUGGUGGUUGUUAUCAUAUUUGUAUCCCACCCAUCUGGCUGGGUUCCUGCAGCCCAGAGGCGCCAACUUCUGUAAAUGAUUGAGAAGACCUGGCAAGAUGUUCUGACAUCGCACGUGCAACAACACACAACAUCCUGAUGUCCUGUGUAUGCCGUUUCAAGGGCCCAGGGGGAGAGCCAAACGCCCUCAGAACAUUGAACAUUGAGAUGGACCUCCCCACCCACCAUUCCGCUCACAGAGCUACAAUUCUCAGGGUGGUUUAACAAUCAGUCCCUCUUCACAGGGAACUCUGGGAAUUGUAGUUAGGGGGGAAUUGAGGAGCCUCCUAAUAAUGCUUAGCACCCUUAACAAACUACAGCUCCCGUAAUUCCUUGGGGGAAGGGAUCCGAAAAUAGUUUAGGAUUAUUUUGAAAUGAAAGCAACAAUCUAUGUACUGUACUAGAAAACAUUUUUUGUUUAGGCAAGCCUAUCCACACAUGUAGAAUGCUCAACAUGUGUUUUACACUUCUCGGUAGUGGCGCCCGCCCUGUGGAACACCCUCCCACCAGAUGUCAAAUAGAACAUCCCAUAGAGGAGAGAAUCCAAGCGUCAUAAUGCAGAAUCAAAUGGUUUAUAUCGACAGGCAUCCAAAAGGGGGUGGGGUAGGGGGAAGAAGGCUGCAGCGAAACCUUGUUGUGAGCCAAAGAGCAAGUUUCUAGCAUUUGUUGAACCCUGAGAUGUGAGACAAGAACAUACAGUGGUAUGUUCUCAAACUUAAUCCAUUCUGGAUGUCCGUUCCAAAACCAAAGUGUUCCAAAACCAAGGCACGCUCUCCAAUAGAAAGUAAUGCUAAAUGGAUAAUUCCGUUCCAGACUUUUAAAAACAACCCCUAAAACAGCAAUUUAACAUGAAUUCUGCUAUCUAAUGAGACCAUCAAUCCAUAAAAUGAAAACAAUAAUCAAUGUACUAUACUAUAAAAUAUUUUUUGUUUAGGCAAGCCUCGGUAGUGGCACCCGCCCUGUGGAACACCCUCUCACCAGAUGUCAAAGAGAACAACAACUACCAGACUUUUAGAAGACAUCUGAAGGCAGCCCUGUUUAGAAAAGCUUUUAAUGUUUGAUGGAUUUACUGUAUUUUAAUAUUUUGUUGGAAGCUGCCCAGAGUGACUGGGGAAGCCCAGCCAGAUGGGUGGAAUAUAAAUAAAAAAUCAUCAUCAUCCAUGGAGGCGCUAGGACCCUGUUGCGCUCUGCAGCGUCAGGGUAAUUCCUCAUUCCAGCACUGCAUUUCAUUGGUAGAUCUCUACCAAUGAACUGCAGCGCCGGGGUCAUCCCUGCCGGUGGGAAGGCUCCAGAUGCUUUUCCGCAGUCCAUACCUCUUCCCCGCUGGCUCCGCAGCCCCGAUCUGGCCUCCGAGCUCUCCCCGCUGACUCGGGGGGGGGGGAGCCAUGUGGCGACAGGCAUUGACACUUCUCUCUUUAAUUUUCUCCUUUUCCCCCUCCCUCCAAACUCAGUUCUUAUUUCCCGCCAGACUUCCGGUUUACCGCCAUUUGCGAAGCCACGCAAAGGAGCUUCUCGGGGGACCGAGGCUCCCUGCCUGGGGAAGAUAGGGGGGCGUGAAAGCUACACAACCCCCCAUGAAGAAACCCUAGCCUGGGCUGGUUGGGGACGUGGUGCCACCGAAGCCAGGACUUGUCUCCCUGCUUCCCGCUAGCCCUUUGAGGCAGCGAGAGAAGGCGGGCGGUAGACGGGGCUUCUGGCAAUAUCGCUACUUCU